GCCAUUAAUAGUCCAGGUAUGGCUGGUUAGGAUUUCGAGCCUGCUUAAGCUGAUCUUUGUUCGAUUGAGCGUCCACUCGUCCAGUAGUUUUCGAGCAGACUCUAAGCCCUAACCCCGUCCCGUCCCGUCCCGUCCAUUGAACCGGCCUCGGUGUUGCAACUUUGUAAGUUCAAACUCCCCCACCUCUACCCUCACCCCCACUGGGUGUAGCUUCUACCAACUGCCCCCACCUCCACCCCCACCCCCGUCUGCCUUCUCUCUCCGCCGCGUCUGUCUGCCGUGGGCAGCCAUGAGUAUGAGCAACUGUGAGGUGUCGAGAGCUUUCAUAGGAGCAGGCUGCAAUAGAAUCGUCAACAACGUUUCCUGGGGCGCCUCUAAUCUUGUAGCUUUUGGUGCCAAUAACGCCGUCGCCAUUUUCUGCCCCCAGACAGCCCAGAUUUUGACUACACUUCCUGGUCACAAAGCUGCUGUUAACUGCACUUAUUGGCUACCCACUUCCAAGUUUUCUUUCAGAGCUCAACAACUAAGGCAGCAUUAUUUGCUCUCUGGGGAUGCUGAUGGUACCAUUAUGUUAUGGGAAGUCUCUCUCACAGAUGGAAAGUGGAGACAAGUAUUGACAGUACCACAACCUCAUAAGAAAGGUGUCACAUGUAUCUCUGGAAUAAUGUUUUCUGCAACUGAAGCAAUUUUUGCUUCAACUUCUUCUGAUGGUACUGUGAACAUCUGGGAGAUUAUCCUUCCAGUAACUGUUGGAGGGGACUGUAAACUGUCGUAUCUGGAGUCUCUAUCUGUUGGUUCAAAAACAAUGGUUGCACUUGCGUUAGCGGAGUUGACUGAUAAUACAGGACAUGUUGUCCUCGCCAUGGGGGGUUUGGAUAACAAGAUUCAUCUGUAUUGUGGAGAGAGGACAGGAAAGUUUGUUCGUUCUUGUGAACUAAAAGGACAUUCAGAUUGGAUUAGAAGUUUGGACUUCUCCUUGCCUGUAGGCAAAGAUGAGGAAAGAGAGACUUUGUUACUUGUGAGUUCGUCACAGGAUAAAUCUAUACGCAUAUGGAAAAUGGUCUUAUGUGACACCUCAGGUAACCCUGAAAGGAAAGGUGUAAUAGGCUUAGCAUCAUACAUUGAAGGUCCUAUUUUUGUUUCUGGCUUAUCUACUUAUCAGAUAUCACUAGAGUCCCUGCUUAUUGGACAUGAAGACUGGGUGUAUUCAGUCCAGUGGCAGCCACCUUCUAUUACAUCUACAGAAAGGAGAGGAUACAUACAACCCCAAAGCAUUUUAUCUGCAUCUAUGGACAAGACAAUGAUGAUCUGGAAACCCGUGAGGAAUUCUGGCAUCUGGAUGAAUGUUGUCACUGUUGGGGAGCUUAGUCAUUGUGCUUUGGGAUUUUAUGGUGGGCAUUGGGGUUCAAAUGGGGAUGCCAUUUUGGCACAUGGAUAUGGUGGGUCUUUCCAUCUCUGGAAAAAUGUUGGUAUUGAUUCUGAGAAUUGGCAGCCGCAAAAGGUUCCUUCUGGACAUUAUGCAGCUGUAUCGGACAUUGUAUGGGCCAGAUCUGGUAAAUUCUUGCUAUCAGUUAGUCAUGACCAGACAACUCGAAUCUUUGCCCCGUGGUUGAGCCAUAUGGAAGAUAGGUGCUUUUGGCAUGAAAUUGCUCGUCCUCAAGUUCAUGGUCAUGAUAUUAAUUGCGUGACGCUCAUACAAGGGAAGGGAAAUCACCGCUUUGUCAGUGGAGCUGAUGAGAAAGUGGCCAGAGUAUUUGAAGCCCCUUUGUCCUUUCUGAAGACAUUAAAUUGUGCUGUUUCACAGGAAUCAGACAUCCAGGAAGACAUUCAGUUGGAUGUUCAAAUUUUAGGGGCAAAUAUGUCUGCUCUGGGAUUAUCGCAGAAACCUAUAUAUGUUCAUGCUGCUCAUGAGACUACAGAGAGACCUGACAGUGACGUGGUCGACACACUUGAAACUGUCCCUGAAGCAGUACCAGUUACAUUGACUGAACCGCCUAUUGAGGAGCAACUGGCAUGGCAUACAUUGUGGCCCGAGACGCACAAGCUUUAUGGUCAUGGAAAUGAGUUGUUCUCUUUGUGUUGUGAUCACGAGGGAAAGCUUGUCGCCUCUUCUUGCAAGGCCCAGACAGUUCCAGUGGCAGAAAUAUGGCUAUGGCAGGUUGGAUCCUGGAAAGCAGUUGGUCGGUUACAGUCUCAUAGCUUGACUGUGACGCAGAUGGAAUUUUCGCAUGAUGACACUUUACUUCUUUCUGUCUCUAGGGAUCGUCAGUUCUCUGUCUUCUCCAUAGAAAGAAAAGGUGUUGACGAAGUAAGUUAUGAGCUUUUAGCGAGGCAAGAGGCUCACAAAAGGAUAAUAUGGGCAUGCUCUUGGAAUCCUUUUGGCCAUGAAUUUGCAACUGGUUCAAGAGAUAAAACAGUGAAGUUAUGGUCAGUGGUGAACAGAAGUUCCGUGAAACAUGUGUCAACUCUGCCACCAUUUCCAUGUAGUGUUACUGCCUUAUCUUGGCUUGGAAUUGAACGUCAAAAUAAUCAUGGUCUAUUAGCAGUUGGAUUGGAAAACGGAUUCAUAGAACUCUGGGGUCUCUCUGGUAGAUAUGAAGAUGGAUGUAUGUCAGUUGCAGGAUUUACAGCUAAUGUUGUUGCGCGGUUGGAUCCAUUCAUGUGCCAUGCAUCAACUGUGCAGCGUUUAGCAUGGAGAAACUCAGACAAGGUAGAAAACUGCGUAAAGAACCAGCUUGCUUCUUGUGGGGAUGAUAACUGUGUACGUGUUUUUGAGGUGAAUAUUAUUAAUCAAUGCUAGGAUUUUACUACAAUGCUGGGAGAAUAGUUCAUUUACCUUUCUUUUUAAUUUGAGGGAAAUUCAUUUACUUUUUUUUUUUGAGGGAAAUUCAUUUACUUAUUUAUCACUGAAUCUAGGUACUUAGUUUUGUCCCUUUACUUGUACCCAUUGUUUUGGUAAUAGAUAGGUAAUGUGGUGAAUUGUGUUGAUGAAUCUACAAAUACUUUCUUCUUGACA
Spinacia oleracea (spinach) is the source of this 3016-nucleotide messenger RNA. Its product is annotated as elongator complex protein 2. Gene Ontology annotation, molecular function: protein binding. Gene Ontology annotation, biological process: tRNA wobble uridine modification. The record is from RefSeq and is a predicted model, not a curated record. NCBI's taxonomy places the organism in Eukaryota, Viridiplantae, Streptophyta, Magnoliopsida, Caryophyllales, Amaranthaceae. The transcript is spliced from 10 exons. Gene Ontology annotation, cellular component: elongator holoenzyme complex. The coding region runs from base 290 to 2800 and encodes 836 amino acids.